Messenger RNA from Amphiprion ocellaris (clown anemonefish), 5837 nucleotides. Its product is annotated as dolichyl-diphosphooligosaccharide--protein glycosyltransferase subunit STT3B. Gene Ontology annotation, biological process: post-translational protein modification. Bases 263 to 2677 code for a protein of 804 amino acids. Lineage: Eukaryota; Metazoa; Chordata; Actinopteri; Pomacentridae. Gene Ontology annotation, molecular function: dolichyl-diphosphooligosaccharide-protein glycotransferase activity. Gene Ontology annotation, cellular component: membrane. The record is from RefSeq and is a predicted model, not a curated record. The transcript has 16 exons.
CGUGAAGCGGAUUGAGUGUUGCAGCCUCGGUAUGUGGCGCAUGAGUGUACGUUUCGGGAUGUAACGGCGGUCUGUCGGAGCGGCGACACCGAAUUAAAACAUAUAUCCACACCCGGCGGACUUCGGAGGCAGGAUACCAGAGGAGAGCGGACGACAAACCCGCGGAGGGGGGAGUUUUUAAGACAGCACGGAGCGGAGGAGAAACACGGGAGCGUGGCAGGAGGGGACGCUCUAGCAAACCCAACCGACACCGCACGCAGAAAUGGCGGAGCACCACGCAGCCAGCGACGGCAAGCACAAAGCGUCCACCAAUGCCGGGGGCUCGGUGCACGGCAACAGCCGACCCGGCGCCGCGGGUGGAGGAGGGGGCAAAGGAGGCCUGUCUGGCGGACUGACACAGCCAGCUGGGUGGCAGUCUUUACUCUCGUUCAGCAUUCUUUUCCUGGCCUGCCUGGCCGGAUUCAGCUCCAGACUUUUCGCGGUGAUCCGGUUCGAGAGCAUCAUCCACGAGUUUGAUCCAUGGUUCAACUACAGAUCAACACAUCAUCUCACUACCAAUGGCUUCUAUGAGUUCCUCAACUGGUUCGAUGAACGGGCCUGGUAUCCUUUGGGCAGGAUCGUUGGAGGAACAGUAUACCCAGGGCUAAUGGUGACUGCAGGCCUUAUCCACUACGUGCUCAACCUGCUUCACAUCACCGUCCACAUCCGUGACGUGUGCGUCUUUCUGGCACCGGUGUUCAGCGGUCUGACCGCCAUCUCCACCUUCCUGCUGACACGGGAGCUGUGGAACCAGGGUGCAGGGCUGCUGGCGGCCUGCUUCAUUGCCAUCGUUCCUGGCUAUAUCUCGCGAUCCGUCGCUGGCUCUUUUGACAAUGAGGGCAUCGCUAUCUUCGCCCUGCAGUUCACCUACUACCUCUGGGUGAAAUCGGUGAAGACAGGCUCCGUAUUCUGGACCAUUGGCUGCUGUCUGUCCUAUUUUUACAUGGUGUCGGCAUGGGGAGGAUAUGUGUUUAUUAUCAACCUGAUUCCUCUGCAUGUGUUUGUGCUGCUGCUGAUGCAGCGCUACAGCAGAAGAGUCUACAUCGCUUACAGCACUUUCUACAUCGUGGGGCUCGUGUUGUCAAUGCAGAUUCCCUUCGUCGGCUUCCAGCCAAUCAGGACCAGCGAGCACAUGGCUGCUGCUGGUGUGUUUGCACUUCUCCAGGCCUAUGCGUUCCUGCAGUACCUGAAGGACAGGCUGACCAGACAAGAGUUCCAGACGCUUUUCUUCCUCGGCGUCUCUCUAGCCGCCUGCAUAGUCUUCCUCACAGUGAUCUAUCUCACCUACACAGGAUACAUCGCUCCGUGGAGUGGUCGUUUCUACUCUCUCUGGGACACCGGCUACGCUAAGAUCCACAUCCCCAUCAUAGCGUCUGUUUCAGAGCACCAGCCGACAACAUGGGUGUCCUUCUUCUUUGACCUCCACAUCCUGGUCUGCACCUUCCCAGCAGGCCUGUGGUUCUGCAUCAAGAACAUCAAUGAUGAACGUGUGUUCGUGGCCCUGUAUGCCAUCAGUGCGGUAUAUUUCGCCGGCGUGAUGGUGCGUCUGAUGCUGACACUGACUCCGGUGGUGUGCAUGCUCUCGGCUGUGGCUUUCUCCAGUGUCUUUGAGCAUUACAUGGGAGACGACACCAAGAGGGAGAAACCUCCUGCUGAAGACAGCAGCGAUGAGGACGACAAGAGGAAUUCUGGGAAUCUCUAUGACAAGGCUGGAAAGGUGCGUAAACAUGUGUCAGAGCAGGAGAAAGCAGAGGAGGGUCUGGGUCCCAACAUCAAGUCCAUAGUGACCAUGCUGAUGCUGAUGCUGCUCAUGAUGUUUGCCGUCCACUGCACCUGGGUCACCAGCAACGCCUACUCCAGCCCCAGCGUGGUGCUCGCCUCGUACAACCACGACGGGACGCGCAACAUCCUGGAUGACUUCAGGGAGGCCUACUACUGGCUGAGACAGAACACAGACGAGCACGCACGCGUCAUGUCGUGGUGGGAUUACGGCUACCAAAUAGCCGGCAUGGCCAACAGGACCACGCUGGUAGACAACAACACGUGGAACAACAGCCACAUAGCGCUGGUGGGGAAAGCCAUGUCGUCCAAUGAGAGCGCAGCAUACAAAAUCAUGAGGUCGCUGGACGUGGAUUACGUUCUGAUCAUCUUCGGAGGCGUGAUCGGCUACUCGGGCGACGACAUAAACAAGUUCCUGUGGAUGGUGAGGAUAGCGGAGGGAGAGCACCCGAAGGACAUCAGGGAGAGCGACUACUUCACUCCUCAGGGAGAAUUCAGAGUGGACAAGGCCGGUUCACCAACUCUGCUCAACUGCCUCAUGUACAAGAUGUCCUAUUAUCGAUUUGGUGAAAUGCAGCUGGACUUCAGGACGCCGCCGGGCUUCGACCGGACGCGCAACGCUGAGAUCGGCAACAAGGACAUCAAGUUCAAGCACCUGGAGGAGGCGUUCACUUCAGAGCACUGGCUGGUCAGGAUCUACAAGGUGAAGAAUCUGGACAACAGAGAGCCGCUGGACCACAAGAUCCGCAGCGUCGUGCCCAAACAGAAGUACACCUCCAAGAAGACCGCCAAGAGGAAGCGAGGACACAUCAAGAACAAACUGGUCCUGAAGAAGGGCAAGAAGCUCCAAAAAAAAUAACGGCGAUGACAAACUCUAGGAAAAGAAACAAAACGCGAAGAAACCUCUAACAACCAAUGAAGAAGAACACUGGGGCCGUUCACCCGGCACUUGGUCUCGUUAGAGCGCCCUCAUGUGUUGAGGAAGUGUCAUAUCUGGCUCGCUCCAGAACCGUUGUCCGUUUUAUCCUGAGGACGUUCGUCUUGCUUUGUUUGUUCUUUCUUUCCGGUUUUUGUUUUGUUUGGGUUUUGUGUUUUUUUUUUACUUGAAUGUGUGACAAGGCAUAGGGCUGCUCUACUCGGUUGGAUUCAUUUUCCUGGUUUGUUAAUUAACUGCUUCUCAGUGCAGGGGGAACGAGAGAGGAACAUUUGCACCAAAGACCCAUCGACCUUGCUCCACGGCACAUUGUUGAACUCAUUACUGAGAGCGAGGGAGGCGUGAACGCUGACGACUGUUCCUGACUCGUGUACAGAGGAGCGUAUGCGGUAUGGAGGAACGCCGGCCCACCUGUAAUAUUUACCUUUUUAUCAUCAUCAUCAUCAUCAUCUCCUUUCUGUCUGCCUGGCUCCCUGACCCUUCUUUUUCCACAGAUUCUUUAGGAAAGAAAGUUGGCCUAUUGUGUAAAUAUGUGAUGUAAAGAAAAUGUCUAAAAGGAUGAUAAUAUAUUGGAUUAUUGUGGUGACUUUUAAAUAUGCAGUCUUUUGAUUUUUUUCUCUUAAUUUCCUUUGCGUGAUCGUUUUUGUUAUUUUAUGUAUGACAGCAAAUAGAACAGUGAAUGCAAUAAUUCUUGUACAGAGGGGCUUGAAGAUUUUGUUGAAAGAAUGAUUCUGAAUGUGAAUUUUUACACUUCCCCCCCUUUUUUUCAUAAAUUGCGUAGAUUGUACAUUUCUGCUGCUAGGGUUUUAAAGACGGAAGCAAGAAGCAAACUGUGUGUAAAAAGUAGUGAUAAUAAAUUAGGCCUCCCGUCCUGCAGGGGGAGCUCUCUAGUCUGAGUGAGCAAAAAGCCUAGUGCCUCAUCGCUGGCCGUCAUGAGUUUAAUUUGGGACUGUUUUUGUUGAUCUUGUAUCGUCUGCUUCGACCGGACUGAGGCAUUGGAAACUGGGAGUUGUCUAAAUGUCUGGAAAUACACUGAUGAACUGUGAAGGGGGUAGUUAGAAUACAGGCACUGAGGUCAGGAACGGACUUCCAUCUCUGCCUGGACCUUCAGACGGACAAACUAACAAAAAGUCUUUAGAGCUCUGGAGCUGCGUCCCAACUCUAUACUGUAUGCUCAGUCUGCUGCUGCACAUAUCAGCAAUCCUCACGUUUUUAAGCAGUAGAACGACAACAAACAGCUACUCUGAUAGCAAAUAAUCUUCCACUUGUUAGUUUUACCUCUAAAAUGUUAAAAAAAAAAAAAAAAAAAAAAAAACUCUUUAGCCUUUUGUGGUGUCUUUAAAUGCCCCAGUAGCAGUCCACAACCCCAGAUUCAUCAAUUUAUGUGCAUGUAAACAGAGAAAAGUAGCAUCUCUUUACACUAAGGAGAAGUUAAAACAGGCACAUAUUCUGCAUUUUAAUGCUUGAAAGUGAUUCAGAUGUUAAAUUCAUAGUGAAUCUUGUCUGUAAAAUGCCUUCUUUGUUUGGUCAACAGUCCAAUAGCAUUCAGUUUACAGUGAUUUAACCCUCCUGUUGUCUUCUUUACCGGCGCCAAAAAAUAAUGUUUCCUUGUCUGAAAAAAUUCCAAAAAAUCAGCAAAAAAUUUUCCCAGAUUUCUGAAGAUUUGCAAAACCUUCAGGAGGAAAAUUCCAAUAAUUCCCUAAAAGUUUUAUUUUUAAAAAAAUCCCCUUAAUUUGGCAAGAAAAUCCUUGUUCCCGUUUUGUGCAAAAACUUGUUAUAUUUAGUUUUAGAAAAGCAUUUGUGGUGAUGCAAGCAGUGAAUUUUUGUCAUUUUUGCUUGAAAAAUGACUCCAGUUAUUAAUCAUGUGUUAAACUGUUAACCCUCGUGUCGUCCUGCUGGUCAAAUUGACCCGGUUUAAAGUUUAAAAAUGUGGAGAAAAAAAAUCUAUUUUCACAGUGAAACUUCUGAUGUCCACAUUUUCAACAUUUUUGGGAAAUUUUAACAUUUUUUGACAGAAAAAAAGAAAUGUUAAACAUGUUUCUUAAGAACAUUCACAAAAAAUAACCAAAAUCCAGCAAAUUUUGCUGGAUUUUGGGUGAUUUUUCUGUGAAUGUUCAUAAAGAAAAUAUUAGAAGUUUUACUGAUAUAUAUAGAAUCACUUUAGAUAUUUUUAGGAUUUUUUUGGAAGAUUUUCACUCAUUUUAAAAAAAAAUAUUUACAAGAAUUUUCUUGCCAAAUUUGGGGGAUUUUUUUUUAAAUAAAACUUUUAAGGGAAACUUUGAAGGAAUUGUUGGAAUUUUCUUCCUGAAGGUUUUGGGAAUUUUUUGCAGAAUUUUUGGAUUUUUUUCAGACGAAGAAGCAAUAUUUGUUGGUGCCCGUAAAUGAGGACAACAGCAGGGUUAAACAGUUAAUAAGUGGUUUUCUGUGUAGUUUUAUUGAGCUCUUAAAUGCAGUAUGCAGCUGGGACUGGGCUCUGCAGAGCGCUAACCUUCGUCUUCUUAUUCUACGGGCGCUGCACUGUUCUCUGGUCUCCGCCUCCAGACGCCAUGUGGAAAAACUAAAGGAGUUUCUGUACGUGCACGCUUCAGCAACUUUAUUUUUUAUGAAAUAAGUGACACAUCAAAAGACUAACACAUCACACGGCUGUACUCGUUUGGUGACAUCGCACAGAAAGUGACUCUUAUUAACUGUUUUUUUUCCCUUUCCUUUACAACAUUGUCUCACUUUGUUGUCUUUGCUUUUGAUCUCGUCUGAAACUGUCGCCAUCCCAGACCUUGUUACUCCGCUAAACAACGACGCCUAAACUGUGUUGAUUUCUCGUUUGUCCAGAGAGGACGGAGUUCAGACGAAGCCUUAAUGUGAUGUACAGUUUGUUGCCCUCUUAAUUCUGUUCCAUUUUGUGCUUCUUUUUUUAAAAUCAGGAACAGCGAACCGGUUCCUUCUAAGUUUACUUGUUUAGCUCCUCGCCGUCUGUCCGUUUUUGUUCGAUGCGAUCCCUCCCGACUCGUGUCUGCUCACCUUCAAAGUUUACAUUUUUACACUGUUGUUCUGUUCAGCCAUCUUUAAAUAUACACUUUAAUGAAAA